CAGACAACAAACAAAAAAAGGAAAAACAAUUAAGAAGUCACAAGUCUAAAGCACAAAGCAAAAGCCUUUUCGUAGUCGUAACCAAAACGCCAAAUCAUUACCGUUCAACUGAAUUCUAACAGAGAGCCCUCUUUUCUUCGGAUUAUCGAUCCCUUGUACGUUAUCUUCUUCUUCUCCUUCUCCUUCGUCUUCAACUUCUUCUUUUCCAAAAUUCGUGUGUGGGUUUUUCAGAUUAGAGGUAGAUGGAGAAAGGGGUUGGAUUUGAGAAAGAGAAUACGCAGACCAACAAGACAGUCAGUGAUGGUUUUGUCGGAGGUUUUUUCCCUGUCUCUACCACCAAGAUCGCGUGGAAAUCAAGGAAAAGAUCAGCAUCGGUGAAUCCAGACAAGGCACCGGAGGCAGUUAUGGAGGUCACACCAGAGAAGAACGAGAUAACAGCAAUGGAAACCGAGAAAGUUGGGGAACCAAUGACCACAACUCCUAUUCUGUCCGAGAAAAGAAAAGCUCUCUUUGAGCCACUUGAACCCAUUACAAACUUGAACGGGAAGCGACCAACAGCGGCUGAUUCGUUGUUGCCACCGCCAGAUUUCGAGGCUGCCAACUACCCCAAAGGCUGGUUGAUCGGUAAGAAGAGAAAGCUUGUCAACGUUGAUGUAGUGGAGAGCAUGCGAAGAAUCGCUGUCCAAGAAAUGAACAGAAAGGAUCGAGAGAUAGAUGGGUUAAACGAGCAGCUAGAAGAGGAUUCACGGUGCUUAGAGCAUCUGCAACUUCAGCUGCUACAAGAGAGAAGCAAGAGGACAGAGAUUGAAAGAGAGAACACUAUGUUAAAAGAGCAAGUCGAUAUGCUUGUGAACAUGAUACAAGAAGAUGAAGAAGGAGCUGAAGAACCCUAAGCUAGUUUUCAUCAAAGUUAUGUCUUAUGUGCCACCCUAUAAUAGCUCUGUUCUGUUUGUUUAUUCUUUUGUAGAUUUGUGUCUCGUCUCGUCCGUAAGGAAGAAGGAAAGAAGCUUAGUACCAUGUAUUAUUUGGUUAAGCUACCGUUGUUCCCUCCUGUUAGAACAAAAUCAAUCAAGAACAUUAUAUACUCUAAGUUUUGAAUUCGCCUGCAAGAUUUGAACCUGGCAUUCGAUUAAAUCAUUGAUCUUCAUUGAAGUUCUUAGGAGGACGAAGAACUAUUUGCUGUGUGUGUAUGUGUGUGUCUAAAGUUGCUUCAGAUGGAAACAGAGACAAAAA
Messenger RNA from Camelina sativa (false flax), 1233 nucleotides. Its product is annotated as protein HEADING DATE REPRESSOR 1. Gene Ontology annotation, biological process: regulation of flower development. Lineage: Eukaryota; Viridiplantae; Streptophyta; Magnoliopsida; Brassicales; Brassicaceae. The record is from RefSeq and is a predicted model, not a curated record.